Messenger RNA from Colossoma macropomum (tambaqui), 3378 nucleotides. RefSeq names its product guanylyl cyclase 2 (gene gc2). Gene Ontology annotation, biological process: receptor guanylyl cyclase signaling pathway; protein phosphorylation; intracellular signal transduction. NCBI's taxonomy places the organism in Eukaryota, Metazoa, Chordata, Actinopteri, Characiformes, Serrasalmidae. The record is from RefSeq and is a predicted model, not a curated record. Gene Ontology annotation, molecular function: protein kinase activity; guanylate cyclase activity; ATP binding.
AUGCAACGGCGGUUCUGUGCCUUCUACAGUUUAACUCCAGAAUGGGCCAGCAGCCGACACCAGAAACUUAAUCAACAUCCCUCUUUUUCCCACAAAUACAACCAUGUCUCCUACUGCUCCACCUGGCGCCUCUGGGCCUACAUAGUCCUGCUGUGCUUCCUCCUCUUCCCUGGUUCCUCUGUUGCUACCUUCCGGGUCGGGGUGGUUGGGCCGUGGUCUUGUGACCCCCUCUUCGCCAAGGCCUAUCCCAGCACAGCAGCACGACUAGCUGUGAGCCGUAUCAACCGGGACCCCUCCCUGUGGCCUGGUACCACUUUUGAUUAUGUCAUCUUGGAGGAGGACUGCCAGACAUCACAGGCUCUUUCCCGCUUCCUCGGUUACUACACAAGGGCGUCCGGCUUUAUCGGGCCGGUCAACCCAGGCUACUGUGAUGCAGCAUCCCUGUUGGGGAAAAGCUGGAAUAAAGCAGUAUUUAGCUGGUCAUGUUUUAGCUAUGAGCUGGUCAACCCUCGUAGUCACCCCACCUUUGCCCACGCCAUGCCCCUGCCCACGCUGGUGCUACUGCGUUUCAUGCGUCACUUCCGCUGGGCUCAUGUGGGCAUCGUUGCCUCGGGCGAUGACGUCUGGAUAGAGACUGCCCAUGAGCUGGCCAAUGCUUUGCGAAGCCACGGCAUGCCUGUGGGAAUAGUGGUGUCCACUGGGAAUGACUCAGUCAGCAUGCGUAAGGCCCUGGCCAAGGUCAAGAAAGCAGAGCACCUGCGCUUGGUCAUCCUCUGUAUGCACUCAGUCUUGGUGGGGGGCACGACUCAGAAGCUGCUCCUGGAGAUGGCACAUGACAUGCGGAUGGUGGAUGGCUCUCUGGUAUUUGUUCCGUAUGACACACUCCUCUACAGCCUGCCCCACCACCACCUGCCCCAGCCCACCCUGCGCAACAACAGCAAACUGCUGCAGGCCUAUGAUGCAGUGCUCACUAUCACUGUGGAGUCUCCAGAGCAGCACUCUUUCUUUCACGCCUUCGCUGAGGCACAGGAGAGUGGAGAACUGCCCGACAGCUUCCAGCCCCACCAGGUCUCUCCUCUGUUUGGCACCAUAUAUUCCUCCAUCCUGUUGAUGGCUCAUGCCAUGCGAGGUGUGCGGGCUGCAGGGAAGUGGAUGUCUGGGGGGAACUUGGCCCAGCAUGCCCGUAAUCUGACUUUCAAAGGCUUUAGCCACGCCAUCCGCACUACACAGUCUGGCUCAGGCCUGCUAGACUAUGUGGUGCUGGACACAGACGGAUUUACUUGGGAACUGAGGCCUUCCUACCGCAUAGAGAUGGAGACGGACAUGGUUCGCUUUCUAGGUCACUCCAUUCACUUCCCCGCAUGGGGUCCACCCAAGACUGACUCCAGCUGCUGGUUCACUGAUGGGAUCAUCUGUAGCGGAGGGAUGGAUGUUUACCAGCUGAUCGUCAUCUCCCUCAGUGUCUUUCUUCUGGUCAUCUCUUGCAUCGCCUCUGCUUACUUCAUAAGGCGACGAAUCAACCAGAUUCGUUUAAUUCGGGGCCCGGAUAAAAUCUUACUGACCCUGGAAGAUGUCACCUUCAUCAUCCCAUCAUUGAGUAACAAGAAGUUGAGUUUCGAUGACAGCAGAACCAGCGACACCAGGAAAAGCUUCUCCGAGCGCAGCAAGUCUACAUUGUCGAGUCAGUCACCGGUCACCCAUGAGAACACAAACGUCGCCGUCUAUGAGGGUGAUUGGGCUUGGCUGAAAAGACUUCCUGAUGGAAACUUUCGAAGCAUCAACCCCAGCACCAGUGACGUGUUUGAACUGAUGAAGGACAUGAGGCACGAGAAUGUGAAUCCUUUCAUGGGCUUCUUCCACGACUGUGGAGUCUUCGCUAUAGUGACGGAGUUCUGUUCCCGAGGUAGCCUGGAAGACCUGCUGCUGAAUGAUGACGUCAAACUGGACUGGAUGUUUAAGUCUUCACUCCUGCUGGACCUUAUUAAGGGUAUGAAAUACCUCCACCACAAGAAUGUAUGUCAUGGAAGGCUGAAGUCCCGGAACUGUGUGGUUGAUGGACGUUUUGUGCUCAAAGUGACCGACUAUGGUUACAAUGAAGUUCUGGAGGCCCAGAAGUUCCCGUAUGUUCGGCCACCAGCUGAGGAGCUGCUAUGGACCGCUCCUGAGAUCUUGAGAGGUUCAUUCCCAGGGCUGAGUGGCACCCUCCCAGGGGACGUGUACAGCUUCUCCAUUGUUAUGCAGGAAGUGGUGGUUCGCGGGCCUCCGUUCUGCAUGUUAGAGCAGAGCUCUGCUGAGGAAAUUAUCCUGAGGGUCAUGAAGCCUCCACCGUUAUGCCGGCCUGUUGUAUCUCUAGACCACGCUCCAGUGGAGUGCAUCCAGCUGAUGAAGCAGUGCUGGAACGAGCAGCCUGAGAGAAGACUCACCUUUGAAGAGAUUUUUGAUCAGUUCAAGAACAUAAACAAAGGGAAGAAAACUAACAUCAUAGACUCCAUGCUGCGGAUGCUGGAGCAGUACUCCUCUAACCUGGAGGAGCUGAUCAGAGAGAGGACAGAGGAGCUGGAGGUUGAAAAGCAGAAGACAGAGAAACUGCUGACACAGAUGCUGCCACCGUCAGUGGCUGAGGCUCUGAAGUUGGGCACCACAGUGGAACCAGAGUACUUUGACAGCGUUACAAUCUACUUCAGUGACAUUGUUGGUUUCACUACCAUUUCAGCCAACAGUGAGCCCAUCGAGGUGGUUGACCUUCUGAAUGACCUGUACACGCUUUUUGACGCUGUCAUCGGCAACCACGAUGUGUACAAGGUGGAGACCAUAGGUGAUGCCUACAUGGUGGCAUCAGGUUUACCCGUGCCCAAUGGGAACCGGCAUGCAGCUGAGAUUUCCAAUAUGGCUCUAGACAUCCUCAGUGCUGUGGGGACAUUUAAGAUGAGACACAUGCCUGAUGUCCCGGUCCGAAUACGAAUAGGAAUUCAUACAGGUCCUUGUGUUGCUGGUGUUGUGGGCUUGACAAUGCCACGGUACUGUCUGUUUGGAGACACAGUCAACACUGCCUCUAGAAUGGAGUCCACAGGGAUGCCCUACCGGAUCCAUGUUCACUCCAGUACAGUUAAGAUUCUGCUGCAGCUGAAAGUGGGGUAUAAGGUGCAGUUGAGAGGCAGGACUGAAAUGAAGGGCAAAGGCACAGAAGAGACCUACUGGCUCGUUGGGCGGGACAGCUUCACCAAACCUUUACCCAUUCCACCUGAACUCAAGUCAGGGCCUGAGCACAAGGACUUUAAGUUGAUGCUUCAGAAGGCUGUGAGGAAGAUCUCGGCUGUACGUCAGGUGGCCCAGCUCACUAUGGCAGAUGAAGGCAAUGUCAUGAUACACCAUCACUGA